Coturnix japonica (Japanese quail) is the source of this 776-nucleotide messenger RNA. NCBI's taxonomy places the organism in Eukaryota, Metazoa, Chordata, Aves, Galliformes, Phasianidae. The record is from RefSeq and is a predicted model, not a curated record.
UGCAGCUCACGCUGCCUGUGUUUUCCUGUCCUCUCUCCAGGUCCACCUCCAUCCCACAGCCAUGUCCUGCUACGAUCUGUGCCGUCCCUGUGGCCCGACCCCCCUGGCCAACAGCUGCAACGAGCCCUGUGUGCGCCAGUGCCAGGACUCCCGCGUGGUGAUCCAGCCCUCUCCCGUGGUGGUGACCCUGCCAGGACCCAUCCUCAGCUCCUUCCCCCAGAACACUGCUGUGGGAUCUUCAGCAUCCGCUGCUGUUGGCAGCAUCCUGAGUGAGGAGGGAGUCCCCAUCUCCUCUGGUGGCUUUGGCCUCUCUGGCCUGGGCAGCCGCUUCUCUAGCAGAAGAUGCCUGCCCUAUUAAAGGCAACACCGCUUGCUGGUGAGCUUAUCCCUAAGGAAGCCCAAAGUCAGGCUCCAGAUUGAAGAUGGAGCUGCUGGCCAAUGUUUCCUGCUGGGCUGAGCACCCUUAUGCCCUCCUGCAAAGCAGAGAUGGAAGAUGCCGUCCUGUUCUGAUUGGAAUAAUGAUGGAUAUCUCAUUUUCAAAAUUUUUUCUUGUGAUUAAUUUUUUUGUGCAUUUUAAUUUUGGUUUCUGAUUGGUUUUAUUUAAUGCUCUGCUUAUAAAUGAUCAGUUUAGGGUUCUUGGUUCAUGUGUUAGGAAAUCAAUCUCGCUUUCUGUUCUUGAAUGGCUUAUAUGGUUUCCUUCCUUCAUGUAAACAUAUAUUUUGCUUUAUUAUUGUAGAGCACUUCGUAACUUUUUCAUUAAACUGAUGUUGCAUCUU